AUGCAUGACUUUACGCGCCAACAGGAUGUAAAGGAUCGCGCUGUGCCGUCGUCUUUGUGGCAGGCAAAUGGAGACAUCAGGGAUUUGAGCGUUAACACUUCUGUAAUUAAUCAGUUAAGCAAUGGGAUGGCUGGCUUUUAAAAUUAUGGAGGAAAAAAAACUGAUAAAACUAAACAGAUGAUGAAGAUUAAACGAAAGACAGUUUGUCCACUGUAUGUCCAACAUUUUGCAGUAAUCUGUAUUUCUUAUUAACAACAAUAAGCAUUAUUAUCCUAAUAACUACAAAGACUAGAUGUUCUGUUUUCAAUAUUCAAUGAACUGAGCUUGGAGUAGUAUUCGCUUGAGUUUAUUCCGGCAUGUCAGAAAACGUCCCUCUCCUCGGGACCCUUCGGGAAGUGGGACACGUCGGGCGCGUGUCGGACUCCGGCGCGCGCCCCGCCUGGGCCAUAGCGCUGCUGGCCAGCGUGCUCAUCUUCACCACUGUAGUCGAUGUGCUGGGGAAUUUGUUGGUCAUCAUUUCUGUGUUCCGGAAUCGUAAACUGAGAAACGUGGGUAACAUGUUUGUGGUUAGCCUGGCCUUUGCUGACUUGGUGGUGGCUUUUUACCCAUACCCACUGGUCCUGUAUGCACUGUUCCAUGAUGGAUGGUCGCUGGGGGACACACAAUGCCAAGUGAGUGGCUUCCUAAUGGGCCUGAGUGUAAUCGGUUCAGUGUUCAACAUCACAGGCAUUGCUAUCAACCGCUACUGCUACAUUUGCCACAGCUUUGCCUAUGGGCGCCUCUAUAGCUUCCGCAACACAUUGAUACUGGUGGCACUCAUCUGGAUGCUAACUGUGCUGGCCAUCCUCCCCAACUUCUUUGUAGGCUCACUGAGCUAUGACCCCAGGGUCUACUCAUGCACAUUCACACAGACAACCAGCAGCUCAUACACAGUGGCAGUGGUGGUGGUGCACUUCCUGGUACCCAUUGCAGUGGUGACCUUCUGCUACCUCCGUAUCUGGGUGCUGGUCAUCCAGGUCCAGCGCAAAGUGAAGAUGAAGGAGCAUGGCAGGGUGCGACCCAGCGACCUGCGAAACUUUGUCACCAUGUUUGUGGUGUUCGUGCUGUUUGCCAUCUGCUGGGCUCCACUGAACCUUAUUGGCCUGGUGGUGGCUAUGGACCCAGAAGUAAUGGCCCCUCGUAUCCCUGACUGGCUAUUUGUGGUCAGCUAUUUUAUGGCCUACUUCAACAGCUGCCUCAAUGCCAUCAUCUAUGGGCUGCUCAACUGAAAUUUUCGUAAGGAGUACAAGCGUAUUGUAACAUCGGUGUGGAUACCACAGUGGUUUGUAUCAGAAACAUCUAGAGUUGCCACAGAUGGCAUG
Molecule: messenger RNA, 1361 nt
Organism: Ictalurus furcatus (blue catfish)
Lineage: Eukaryota; Metazoa; Chordata; Actinopteri; Siluriformes; Ictaluridae
Gene: mtnr1bb
Product: melatonin receptor 1Bb
Exons: 2
Coding region: 357-1268 (303 amino acids)
Biological process (GO): G protein-coupled receptor signaling pathway
Cellular component (GO): membrane
Molecular function (GO): melatonin receptor activity
Source: RefSeq, a predicted model, not a curated record